This is a messenger RNA of Aethina tumida (small hive beetle), 1984 nucleotides long. Its product is annotated as probable cytochrome P450 4d14. Bases 482 to 1948 code for a protein of 488 amino acids. Gene Ontology annotation, molecular function: oxidoreductase activity, acting on paired donors, with incorporation or reduction of molecular oxygen; iron ion binding; monooxygenase activity. The record is from RefSeq and is a predicted model, not a curated record. Lineage: Eukaryota; Metazoa; Arthropoda; Insecta; Coleoptera; Nitidulidae. The transcript has 11 exons.
AAUUUAUUAAGUAUAAAUAUUGUGGUGGUCACUAAAUAAAUGAAAGUUUAGGAAAUUCAACAUGUGUUUAAGAACAUCCUCAAUAUUGAUUGUCUAUAUUCAAUCAUUCAGAUCCACAAGUUUAAAUUCAAAUUAAUAUCUAUAAACUUGAGCUUUAAUUUUAAUUCAAUUUUAUAAACCACAGAUAAACUAUCAUUACAACAAGAACUAAUUGCAUUUACGUGUUAAUUUUUAUAUUUUGAAAUGCAAUAUUUUUUUCUCGGUAUCACACUCGUCAUUUUAUUUACAAUUAUAUAAAGCACUAUCCCUUUUACCGCAUUAUUUGCACUUAACACAAUAUAUUAUUAACUUCUCUUUGCAUUAAUUCAAGGUAAGAAAAAAAAAUUAUGCAAUUAAGUAGUAUAUUUCCUACAAGAAAUAUUCUUAUUCAAUUCUUGUAAGAAAUUCAUGAGUGUAUGUUCUUUCGUUUUCAUGUAGAAAAAUGAUAUUCGAAAUAUGUGUUACAAUUUUGGUUGGGCUAUGGAUAUACUACAAUAUCCUAGAACAGAAACACAGAGAAAAAUACAAAAAAUUUUACGCACUUCCAACGCCGAAAACGCUGCCUCUUAUCGGAAACAUCCAUUAUGGAUUCAACGAAGACAAUUUAUUAGGAAUUAUACAAUCUUUAGUGAAAGAUGGUGGAAAUCCCUGUGUUCUUUAUCUGCCCAAACGUAAUUAUUUAACAUCCAAUCCUGAAGAAUUGAAAAUAAUUUUGAAUCAUCCGAACGCUCUCGACAAAAGUUUUAUUUAUGAUACUUUAAGAGAAGUGUUCCAAAGUAGUCUACUGAUGACUGAUGUUACACAGUGGAAAAAGAACAGGAAGAUGAUUUCCAAAGGUUUCAAUCAAGUAAUAUUGGAUUCCUUUGUCGAUGUUUUUUAUGAAAAGAGCUGCAUUUUAAUUGACAUUUUACGAAAAUUUAAUAUUGAUGGAGACAAUAUGUUUCAUUUGUUUGAAAGAUAUACUUUGGAAACUUUUUGCGAAGCCACAUUGGGAGUUGAAAGUUCUCUAUUGACGGAUAACGAUACUACAUUUGUUAAAGCUAUUACAGAGGGUCAGCGUAUGACAAUGGCUAGGUUAAUGAGUCUUAUCCAAAGGAAUGACUUUAUUUUUAAACAUUUUUAUAAAAAGGGAAAAAUACUGAUUGAAAUUAAAAAUUACGUAAUGGAUUUUGUUCAAAAUAUCAUUGAUAAGAAACGAAUUGCUAUGGGCGAAGAUAACUACAUAUUUAACAAAAAUAAGCUACCAGUUCUCGAUCUAUUACUUGAGAACUACGAAAAGAAAAACCUGACUGACCAGUACAUCAAGGAAGAAAUGACUCUAUUUGCUGGUGCAGCUACAGAUACUACAGCCUAUUCAAUGGCUUACACAUGUUGUUUAUUGGCAAUGCAUCCUGAAGUACAAGAAAAGGUUUACAAAGAAGCCAUGGAUAUUGUCGGACAAGAUAGAAUCAUUGAUUGCAAUGAUUUGAUUGCAUUAAAAUACACAGAAAUGGCGAUAAAUGAAGCAUUACGACUUCUGCCUGUAGUUCCUAUUAUUGGACGACAAGCAACUGCAGAUAUAAAUUUGGGUGAAAUGACUAUUCCAAAAAAUACGGGAAUAUUUAUAUACAUUUUUGCUUUACACAGAGACCCCAAAAUUUAUUCAAAUCCCUUGAAAUACGAUCCAAACAGAUUUUCGCCAGAAGAAAUUGCAAAGAGACCGCAGUACAGUUUCAUACCGUUCUCUGGCGGACCAAGAAAUUGUAUCGGCUGGAAAUACGCAAUGAUGAUUAUGAAAAUGACAAUAGCAAAUAUUGUAAGAAAUUUUAAGAUUACUACAAAACACAAAUCAGUGGAAGAAUUCGAAUUCGAGUCCAGCAUUGUAAUGAAUAUGAAGUAUCCAAUGGAUUGUCAUUUUCAUCCAAGAUGAUGAAUUACAUAAGAAAUAUAAUAAAUAUGGAUAUUA